GUCACAGUUUCUUCUAGCGAAGGCAGAUUGUUGCUCUUACAGUCCCAGAAAUUUGCAUUCGAACUGGAUAUAGAACUAUUGGGUCAGAGUUUAUCAUCGUGGAAUAUUAUACGCCUCCAUUAUAUAACGAAUGAUACCAGCGUCUGCUACUGAUUUAAAUAGUUAGCUACAAGGCUAAAAUUCUCUGUUGUAAACGCAGAUUGCUCUCGCCCUGGAGUGAGACUAAUUCCUUCUAACAAAUGGCAACCAAAUGGGGAAUUGCCAGUGCUGGCAAAAUCAGUCAUGAUUUUGUUACUGCACUGAGCACUCUCCCACAGGAAGAGCAUAAAGUAGUGGCUGUUGCUGCUAGGGAGCUGAAGAGAGCUCAAGAUUUUGCAAAGCACCAUUCUAUUCCAACUGCAUAUGGUUCAUACGAAGAACUUGCAAAAGAUCCCAAUAUUGAUGUGAUUUACAUUGGAACCAUCCAGUCACAGCAUCUUGAAGUUGGAAAAUUGAUGUUGAAUAAUGGAAAGCCUAUACUCUGUGAAAAGCCAUUGACUUUGAACUUAAAAGAAACAACUGAGUUGAUAUCAUUAGCAAAGCGGAAAGGAUUAUUUAUGAUGGAAGCAGUCUGGUCUCGUUUCUUCCCUGCAUAUAGCAUGCUGAAGAAAGAAAUAGAAUCAGGUAGCAUAGGUGAAGUCAUUCAAGUGAUGGCAAAUUUUGGCUUUCCUAUAGAAGACUUGGAGCGUAUAAGACUGCGAGAAUUUGGGGGUGGCAGCAUCCUUGACCUGGGAGUUUAUUGUCUGCAGUUUGCUUUAUUCAUAUUUGGACCUGUGCAUCCAAAAGAGAUUGUAGCUGCAGGGGAGUUAAAUGAAAAUGGAUGUGAUAGGAACAUGGCCUGUGUUUUAAAAUAUGAAGGUGGUAAAACUGCAGUUCUUAGUUCAAAUGCUCGUGUAACUCUUCCAAAUGAAGCUUACAUAGUUGGGACCAAAGGCAGUAUAAAAUUGCCGAGCUUCUGGUGUCCUACAAGUUUAUCAACACCAGAAAAGAACUAUGAUUUCAUUUUGCCAACAGCAUCAAAACCUUUUAAUUUCAACAACAGUGCAGGUUUACGUUAUGAAGCUAUGGAAGUUCGACAGUGUCUGAAAGAAGGGUUGUUGGAGAGUCCCAAAAUGACUCAUGCAGAGAGUUUACUUCUGGCUGAAUUAGAAGACAAACUGAGACACAUAAUAGGAGUGAAAUUUGAUCAAGAUGAUUAGAAAACCUUGUUGUUUGUAUAGUGAUUGACUAAUGAUAUUUCGUAUUGUAUAAUUGUGCUCUUUAGUGGAAAAAAUUGAGUAUAAAACAGUAUAUUGUAUGUUCCAUAUAAAGUGAUGUUUUGUAUACAUUUUUGCAGACAAGAUAAGGCUUCAGAAAAUCAAA
Molecule: messenger RNA, 1401 nt
Organism: Schistocerca gregaria
Lineage: Eukaryota; Metazoa; Arthropoda; Insecta; Orthoptera; Acrididae
Product: trans-1,2-dihydrobenzene-1,2-diol dehydrogenase-like
Exons: 6
Coding region: 240-1238 (332 amino acids)
Molecular function (GO): nucleotide binding
Source: RefSeq, a predicted model, not a curated record